Papilio machaon (common yellow swallowtail) is the source of this 1105-nucleotide messenger RNA. It is a transcript of the gene l(3)73Ah, whose product is annotated as polycomb group RING finger protein 3. The transcript has 5 exons. Gene Ontology annotation, biological process: regulation of transcription by RNA polymerase II. NCBI's taxonomy places the organism in Eukaryota, Metazoa, Arthropoda, Insecta, Lepidoptera, Papilionidae. The record is from RefSeq and is a predicted model, not a curated record. Gene Ontology annotation, cellular component: PRC1 complex. Bases 112 to 789 code for a protein of 225 amino acids.
CAUUGGCAUUUUGGUGGCAUUGUCAUCUAAAAGCAGUUUUAGUUCUAGUUUUUUGUUUUUCCUUAUUUUUAAGUUAAUAACUCAUAAUGUUAGCAAAUUAAUAAAAUUAGGAUGACAAUGGAAAGGAGGAUUAAGUUAAAAACACUCAAUAGUCACAUUACAUGUAAAAUUUGCCGUGGAUACUUUAUCGACGCGACUACGGUUACCGAGUGUCUUCAUACGUUCUGCAAGAGUUGUCUUGUGAAGCACUUAGAAGAGAACAACACAUGUCCAACAUGCAACAUUGUGAUCCACCAGUCCCAUCCUCUGCAGUACAUAAGCUUUGAUAGGACCAUGCAGGAUAUUGUUUAUAAAUUAGUGCCCGAUUUACAGGACAAUGAAAUAAAACGUGAAAGAGAUUUCUACAGAGCGAAGGGGCUGCCGUGUCCAAAGGAUGCAGCGCUCGCAGCAGACAAGCCUGGCGCUGGUGAUGAACCUGAACAACCUGAUAACACUGACUGUCAUAGAAAGGAUGAACAGGUGAAUGUUUGCUUGGAGUGCAUAUCAACAUCUCUACGUACACUAAAGCGCAGCUUCAUUAGAUGUUCAGCACAAGCGACUAUAACACAUCUCAAAAAGUUUAUAGCUAAGAAAGUGCUGAGUGGCAUAGAGAAGUAUAGAGAAAUUGAUAUACUAUGCAAUGAUGAAUUAUUAGGCAAAGAUCAUACGCUGAAGUUUGUGUAUGUAACACGCUGGCGGUUCCGCGACCCGCCAUUACGGCUACAAUACAGACCUAAGAUAGAUUUGUAAAUAUGUAUUAGUUACUUAAAAUAUUAUGUGAUAAUGCGAUUUUAAUCAUACAGAAUGAUGUAUUUUUAGUCCGAUCGGUCUAUAAAUUAAAAAGCUGAAUGGUAUUAUUUUUCACUAUGAACCGAUUAAGUCUGUAGAAUCAAAAAAUGUUCUAAUUAGGCUGAUUGAGUCUAGAAUUUAUUAACAUGAAGAAAAAUUGUUCAGUAAUACAAUUGAAUAUUAUAUUAGAGUUGGUUUGAAAAAAAUGCUUUAUUUACUUUAAAUUCUUUGGUUGCCAUCUUUUAUCGGGGUUUGUCAACCAUCAUGGGUUGAACUU